Molecule: messenger RNA, 13622 nt
Organism: Nematolebias whitei (Rio pearlfish)
Lineage: Eukaryota; Metazoa; Chordata; Actinopteri; Cyprinodontiformes; Rivulidae
Product: protocadherin Fat 3
Exons: 24
Coding region: 13-12411 (4132 amino acids)
Biological process (GO): homophilic cell-cell adhesion
Cellular component (GO): plasma membrane; cell-cell junction
Molecular function (GO): calcium ion binding
Source: RefSeq, a predicted model, not a curated record
CGUUAUAAUGGAAUGGAUUUGAAUAUGGCCAAAUGGGCAGGCAUGCAAGCUUUUCUCCUCAGUCUGGCUCUUCAGUUGUUCUUCCUAAUUUUCAAGCCAUCAGCCUGCUAUGAUCAAAAUACCUAUCAAGCCCCUCAGGAUGGAUCAAAUUUCAGCUUUACCCAUUCGGUUUACCAUGCAACAGUUUAUGAAAACUCAGCAGCACGCACCUAUGCCAACAGUAAAGUUAAAAUGGGGAUUCACCUUUACAAGAGAUCCUGGGAAAUCCGCUACAGAAUCACCUCAGGAGAUGAUGAAGGGCUUUUCAAGGCAGAGGAUUAUGUGCUGGGGGACUUUUGUUUCAUGCGCAUAAGGACCAAGGGGGGCAAUGCGGCAAUUUUGAACAGAGAGAUUCAAGAUAACUACGUAUUAACUGUGAAAGCUUCUGUCAAGGGAGAGGCCCUAAUUGAGACCUGGACUAAAGUCAGUAUCCAGGUCUUGGAUAUGAAUGAUCUUCGUCCUUUGUUCUCACCUACUACAUACUCUGUUACUAUAGCAGAGAGCACCCCUCUCAGGACUAGCAUAGCACAAGUUACUGCCACAGAUGCAGAUAUUGGCUCCAAUGGAGAGUUUUACUUUUUUUUCAAGGAGAAAAUGGAAUUAUUUGCCGUACACCCAACCAGUGGAGUGGUCUAUCUCAGCGGAAAGCUUAAUGUUGAUGAGCAGGACAGGUAUGACUUGGAAAUUCUGGCAGUCGAUCGUGGCAUGAAGUUGUAUGGGAAUAAUGGGGUUAGCAGCACAGCUAAACUUUUUGUUCACAUAGAGCGUGUGAAUGAACAUGCCCCAGUCAUGAAUGUGGUAACUCUCAGACCCUCCAGGCUGGAUAAAAACCUUGAGUAUGCAAUGCUUACUGUUGAAGACCAGGAUGAAGGCUUGAACGGAGAAAUUGACUCCGUCGUCAUUGUGGGCGGGGACCCUUCAGGACUGUUUUUUGUAGAAAAAUAUGAAGAAGGCGAGUUUGCCAUUAAAGCCACGGAGACAAUAAACUGGGAGACCUUCCCUUAUGGCUGUAACCUUACCUUGCAAGCUAAAGACAGAGGAACCCCACACAAGUUUUCAUCUGUCAAGGUUGUCCACAUUAUGUUCCCAAAACAACAAAGAACAGAAUCAAUUUUUGAGCAGGAGUUGUACGAUGUUAGUCUAAAUGAAAUUUCACCACCAGGAACAAUUGUGGGAGAAUUUAAAAUCAAACCUGAGCCUGAUGAUGCAGAAUAUAUCCUGAUACCUUCUGCAGAUUCUAACUUUUUUGAGAUCAAUACACUAACAGGUGUAAUCUCUACCACUCACUGGUUUACCCAGAUAUCCCAGGAUAUUUUUAUUCUUGAGAUACUGGAAAUUGAAAAUAAUCUCAGAACGAAAGUACAGCUAACGAUAGAAGAUGCCAAUGAUAACACACCGACCUUUUCACAGUCUUUUUAUGAGGUUUUUGUGAAUGAAAGUAUACCAACUGGAACAAAUGUUCUAACAGUUUCUGCUGUAGAUGAAGAUAAAGGUGAAAAUGGAUACAUAACUUACAGCAUUUACAGUCUUCAGUCAUUACCUUUCAAAAUCAACCAGUUUUCUGGUGUUAUAAGCACCACUACAGAUUUGGAUUUUGAAUCUUCACCAGAGAUCUUUGCAUUUAAAGUCAGAGCUUCUGACUGGGGGUCACCUUACAGGAGAGAAAGUGAAGUCAAUGUUACAAUUCACUUAGAAAAUGUAAAUGAUAACCAGCCAAUAUUUGAAAAGGUAGCAUGCAAGGGGAUGCUUUCUGCAGAUUUCCCAAUAGAAGAAGUAAUUACCACAAUGUCUGCAAUUGAUAUAGAUGAGCUAGAACUUGUAAAAUAUAAAAUAAUUUCAGGGAAUGAGCAGGGGUUCUUUGAACUCAACCCUGAUUCAGGAGUCCUUGCACUGCAACGUUCCCUUACCACACUGAGUCCAAAGAAUAGUAUCUUUAACUUAAAAAUAACUGCUACAGAUGGUGAAAACUUUUCUGAUCCUAUGUUCAUCAACAUCUCAGUUGUUUACGGGAAAUCUCUCCCCAAGCAUUUGACAUGUAAAGAAACAAGAGUGGCCCAAAAAUUGGCUGAAAAACUACUAAAGAAGUCCAAAGUUAGCAUCCAGCCUAAAAUUGAGGAAGGUUUUAUUGACCUUUUCUCUGUCAAUCGGCAAAUUCCCCAGUUUGAUAAAACAUUUCCAUCUGAAAUAGCUGUUCAAGAAGACCUGAAGGUUGGCUCAAGUGUUUUCAAAGUAAAUGCAUAUGAUGGAGACACCGGCUUCAAUGGGCAGAUUGUAUACUCAAUUGCAGAUGGAAACACUGACAGCUGUUUUACCAUUGACAUGCAGACUGGCCUAAUUAGUGUGUUUCUACCAAUGGACAGAGAACAGAGAGAUCACUAUCUCCUGAACCUAACUAUCUACGACCUUGGCCUCCCACAGAAAAUGGCUUGGCGUUUGCUUACUGUCCACAUAGAGGAUGCUAACGAUAAUGCACCCCAGUUUUUUCAAGAAGGACCCUAUAGUAUAGUCAUACCUGAGAACACUGCUAUAGGCACAUAUGUCAUUCAGGUUGAGGCUACUGAUAAAGAUCUUGGACCCAAUGGGGAGAUUGUAUACUCUCUUUUGACAAGUACCUCCCAGUUUGGCAUUAACUCUUCUAAUGGGAUAGUGUAUGUUGCUGGCCAUCUUGAUCGGGAAUUAGUUCCUACAUUUAACCUGAAGAUUGAGGCUCGAGACUCGGCAAGCAAAGGGAGACACAAAUUUUCUGUGACCACACUGAAAAUCAUAUUGGAGGAUGUAAACGACUGCCCCCCACUGUUUAUUCCCAGUGUUUACAAAGCCAGGGCUCUGGAGGAUCUUCCAAUAGGAACUGUUGUGGCAUGGCUGGAAACCCAGGACCCAGAUCUGGGCUUGGGAGGCCAAGUUCGAUUUUCUCUAGUGAAUGACCACAGUGGUUGGUUUGAGUUGGACAGAAACAGUGGAGCUAUUCGACUCACGAAAGAGUUGGAUUAUGAGACCCAGCAGUUCUACAAUCUCACAGUGAAGGCCAAAGACAAGGGAAGACCAGUGUCUCUGCUGUCCGUCACGUUUGUGGAGUUGGAAGUAAUAGAUGUAAAUGAAAAUCUCUAUGCUCCAUACUUUUCCUACUUCGCUUUGACAGGAUUAGUUAAAGAGAAUGCCCCAGUAGGAACCACUUUAUUCCAAGUUAAUGCUAAUGAUGAUGAUGCUGGUCGAGAUGGAGAAAUCGUUUACUCCAUUCGUGAUGGGACUGGGCUUGGACGGUUUUUCAUUGAUGAAGACACAGGUAUGAUCUACACUACGGACACAUUGGACCGGGAGACCAAGGACUCCUAUUGGCUCACAGUGUACGCCAGCGACCGUGGCGUUGUUCCCCAGUUCACCACCAUUGAGGUGUUCAUUGAAGUGGAGGACAUUAACGACAACGCCCCUCUAACCUCUGAGCCUUUGUACCGGUGCUCGGUACCUGAGAAUUCUCCCCGCGACGUUUCUGUAGUCCAAAUCCAGGCUCAAGAUCCAGAUGUGUCGCCCACCAACACUGACUGGCUCAGCUUUCGCAUCAUCAGUGGAAACCCCCAGAAUUUCUUCACCAUCAACCCCCGCACUGGCUUAAUCACCACAACUUCACGGAAGCUGGACCGAGAACAACAAACAGAGCAUGCUUUAGAGGUGCUAGUUUCAGAUGGUGGUCCCAGUCCCAGGAAGACCACAGUGUGGGUAAUGGUUCUCGUCCUGGAUGAAAAUGACAACAGACCCACGUUUCAUGAAAAGGUCUACCAAGUCAAACUUCCAGAGAGGGAGCGCAGGAAGAAGGCGGAGUCCAUCUAUCGUGUAUUUGCCUACGACCUUGACGAUGGUCCCAACAGUGACCUCUCCUAUGGCAUUGUGGAUGGAAACGAGGACGGCAAAUUCUUCAUUGACCCAAAGUCAGGAGUUGUAUCAUCACGAAAGGCCUUCGUGGCAGGCAGCUACGACAUCCUGACAAUCAAAGCAUCAGACAACGGACGCCCUCAGAAGUCCUCAACAGCUCGCCUGCACAUUGAGUGGAUUCGCCGAUCACCUCCGUUGACUCUGCCCUUGCGUUUCGAUGAGCCGUUCUAUAACUUUACCAUCAUGGAGAACGAUAAGAUGGCUGAGGUUGUGGGUGUGGUUUCUCUGCAACAGAACACGGUCCCUGUGUGGUUCGAUAUCACAGGUCCCAGGUCUUUCCGUGAGAUGUUCUAUCGCUCCUUCUACAACCUGACAGUUGUGGCCACAGAUGGCUCUAACACUGCGUAUACACAGAUUCACAUUACUGUUUUGGACAACAAUGACAACGACCCCAUCUUUUCCCAACCAAUCUAUGAGGUCACUGUUUCAGAAGAUAUAUCGCCCAACACAGAGGUGGUCCAGGUUGUGGCCUCAGACCGAGAUGAGCAUCACCAGCUUACCUAUGCUCUUUACAGCUCCAUAGACCCCAACAGCAUGCGUCUCUUUCGGAUUCACCCCUCUCUGGGCACCAUCUACACCUCUCAGAGACUGGACCAUGAGGCCUGCACCCAACACAUUCUCACAGUCAUCGUGAAAGACCAAGAGUUUCCACACCGGAAGAACCUGGCUCGUGUACUAAUAGAAGUGGAAGACAUAAAUGAUCAUGUACCGUUUUUUACCAGCGCCCUGUAUGAAGGCUCAGUCUAUGAGUCGGCUGCAGUCGGAUCUGCUGUAGUCCAGGUGACUGCCAUAGACAAAGACAAAGGCAGGAAUGCAGAGCUGCAUUACUCCAUUGAAGCAGGGAACACUGGAAAUUCAUUCACCAUUGAGCCAGUUUUAGGGAUCAUUCGAAUUGCACGUCAUCUGGACUUGUCCAGCAUAGGCCACUAUGUUAUUACUGUCCGAGUCACUGACAGUGGCAGCCCUUCAUUGUCCACGACAACAAUAGUGCGUGUUGCCGUCACUCUGUCUGACAAUGCUGGCCCAAAGUUUCCUCAACCUGAGUACCACACAGAGAUAAAAGAGAAUGUAAUGAUUGGGACCUCUGUCACUACAGUCAGUGCUAUCAGCCUGUCUACCCUCACUUACGAGAUCAAGCAGGGCAAUACAGACCAAGUUUUCCAAAUAAAUCAAUAUAGUGGAGUCAUUACUACUCAAAGGCCUCUAGACUACGAGACCAUAGCCUCGUACACCCUCACGAUCCAGGCUGCUAACAUGGCUGGUAUGGCCUCCAAUGCUACCUUGCUAAUCCAGAUAGUGGAUGAGAAUGACAAUCCACCUAUGUUUCAGCAGGAUCACUAUCAUGGCACCAUUAGUGAGGUAGCACCAGUCAACAGUGUGGUCCUAAACUUGGAUAACCUGCCUCUAGUAAUUAGGGCAACUGAUGCUGACUCCAACCAAAAUUCCCUGCUGGUCUACCAGAUUGUUGAAGCCACUGCCAAAAUGUUUUUCACUGUUGACUCGGGAACUGGCUCCAUUAGAACCAUUGCUAAUCUAGAUCACGAGACAUUUUCCACAUUCCACUUCCAUGUUCACGUCAGGGACAAUGGAAGACCUCAGUUAACAGCAGACAGUCCAACUGAGGUCACAAUACAAGUGACUGACGCAAAUGACUCACCCCCCUACUUCACCCAGAAUUCCUAUGAAGCAGUGUUGCUUUUGCCCACUUACAUUGGAGUAGAAGUUUUGCACCUGUCUGCUGUAGACCUUGACAGUGAUGUUCCUACAGAGCUCACAUACUCUCUGACUGACGGAGGAUCAGAGAACUUUGCAGUAAAACCCUCCAGUGGAAUUAUUGUCGUAAAAAACAGCAGCUUCUCCAAAGAGCUUUUUCGCUUUAGUGUCAGAGUUUCAGAUGGAAAAUUCUCCAGCGCUGCUUUGGUGACAGUACUUGUUAAAGAAUCUCUGGACUCUGGUCUCAGUUUUACUCAAAGCAUUUACUUUUCUUCUAUUAAAGAAAAUGAAUCCAAUAUUACCACAGUGACUGUGGUCAGUGUUGUGGGAAACCGCCUCAAUGAACCAGUGAAGUAUACUCUGCUGAAUGCUGGUACACAUUUUACAAUUCGCCCAACAUUUGGUGUUAUCCAAACCACAGGAAUACCUUUUGAUCGUGAAGAACAAGAGUUUUAUGAACUGAUUGUUGAGGCAAGAAGGGAGCACGACCGUCUACAUGUGGCCAGAGUUAUGGUUAAAGUUCAAGUUGAGGACAUAAAUGAUAAUGCCCCUGUGUUUGUUGGACUUCCAUAUUAUGCGGCUGUUCAAGUAGAAGCUGAACCAGGAUCACCCAUUUUCAGCGUCACUUCAGUGGAUGGUGACAAAGGCGUCAAUGGAGAAGUGUCUUACUAUCUUAAGGACGACCAUGGUCAUUUUGAAAUCAAUCAACAGACUGGUACUAUCAGCCUUAAAAGAUCUUUUGAGUCUGAUUUAUCCAAUGCGGAUUACCAAAUAAUGAUAUAUGCCAGAGAUGGUGGUUACCAUCCCCUCUCUUCUACUGUUGAGUUUCCCAUCACUGUAGUCAACAAAGCCAUGCCCGUCUUUGACAAAUCCUUUUAUUUAGUUUCUGUAAACGAGGAUGUGGAUGUGCACACACCCAUUCUUAGCAUUAAUGCUACUAGUCCAGAAGGCCAAAACAUAAUCUACACUAUCGUUGAUGGGGAUCCAUUUCUUCAGUUUGAUAUUGGGUUUGAUACUGGAGUCAUAAGUGUAAUUCACUCUUUGGAUUAUGAAACAAUGUCAUCUUACCACCUGACCAUCAGAGCCACAGACUUUCUGACCGGUGCCCAUGCUGAAGUUAGUGUUGAUGUUUUUGUUCAAGACAUAAAUGAUAACCCACCUGUUUUCAAGAAGAUGUCCUACAGGGUGGUCCUAUCUGAAACAGCCAUGAUUGGAACUCCAGCACUUCAAGUCACUGCCACAGACAAAGACUCUGAGAAGAACAAUGUAGUUCGCUACCAGAUAUUCUCUGAUGUGCACAACAGCACAGACUAUUUUCACAUUGAUAGCAGCAGUGGAUUGAUUUUGACGGCACGUAUGUUGGACCAUGAAGUAGUCCAGGAGUACAAUUUUGUUGUCAGGGCCAUUGAUAAUGGUUUCCCAUCACUGAGUAGUGAAGUAUCAGUGACUGUUGUGUUAAAUGACAUGAAUGACAACCCUCCGGUUUUUAACCAACUGCUCUAUGAGGCAUAUGUGAGUGAGUUGGCACCAAAAGGUCACUUUGUAACCUGUGUCCAGGCCUCUGAUGCUGACAAGUCUGAUUUUGACAAGCUGGAGUACAGCAUCUUAUCAGGAAAUGAAAGAAUGGAUUUUCUGAUGGAAAGAAGUACGGGAAUCAUCAUGCUGUCCAGCCACCGUAAGCAACGGAUGGAGUUUGCCUAUAACCUAAACGUUUCAGUAUCUGAUGGAGUGUUCACCAGUACUGCGCAGGUUCAUGUUAAAGUGCUGGGAGCCAACAUGCACAGUCCUGUGUUUGAGCAGAAUACAUACGAGGCAGAGCUAAGGGAAAAUGCUCCUGCAGGAACCAAAGUGAUCCAGGUGAAAGCAACAGAUGCAGACCCUGGAGUGUUUGGUCACAUCACUUAUUCCUUUGUUAACGAUGUGGGCAAUGACCAGUUCACCAUUGAUGCCAAGGGUCAGAUCAGCACAGCAGAAAAGCUGGACCGUGAGGAUCCAUCCAUUAAAGACAUUGGUCUUACAGUGGCAGCUCAGGACUCAGGUGGACGUGUCUCUUAUUGCACAGUACAGCUUACUGUCUUGGACGAUAACGACAAUGCACCGCGCUUUAGUGCCACGGAGUACCGAGCCUCACUCAAAUAUGAUGUGACUCAAGGGUUUUUGAUCACACAGAUUCAGGCUCAGGAUCCUGACUAUGGAACCAAUGCCAAAGUAACAUUUUCCCUUUACAGUGAGGCACAUGUCCCCGUGGCAGACAUUUUGGAAAUAGACCCAGACAGUGGUUGGAUGGUGACUAAAGGCAGCUUCAGCCACUUGAGAAACUCUGUAUUGUCUUUUUUUGUAAAGGCUGUUGAUGGAGGAAAUCCAGUUCGACACUCUCUGGUGCCUGUUUACAUUCAUGUUCUUUCUCCUGAUGCCUUCAUUCCUUUCUUUAGUCAGCAUUAUUACAUAUUUAGCAUACCAGAGAACACACCUAUAGGUUCAGUCAUAGGAACAGUUCAUCUCAACAUUCCUCCUGAAUAUACCUCGAUCCCUGUUACCUUUGUCGCUGUUAAUGGAGAAACUGGUGAAAACAACCAAGAUGGUGUUUUUGUUGUGGAAAAGGAUACAGGAGUGAUCAAGAUCGAUAAACCCUUGGACCAUGAGGUGAUCAAAGGAUUUCAUUUUAAAAUCAUUGCCACUGCACAGCAGACAAAGCUGGAUUCUGUGUCUUCUGUUGAUGUUGAAGUCAAAGUUUUGGAUCUAAAUGACAAUAAACCAGCUUUUGAGGCAAACUCCUACAUUACUACUGUUAUGGAGGGAAUGACGGUUGGAACCAAAAUCAUUCAAGUCAAAGCUCAAGACCCAGACUCAGGAGCCAAUGGCCAAGUCACGUACAGUCUUGGCACAUCAGUCCAAUCAGAGGAGAGUUCAGAAGCGUUGGCUCGUACCUUUAGCAUCGAUAGUAAUACUGGCUGGAUCUUAACACGCAAGGAACUUGACCAUGAGACCAAUCCCACCUACACAUUCACAGUCGUGGCUUCAGAUCUUGGAGAGACCCUGUCACUUUCAAGCACUACUACUGUGACAGUGGCUGUGUCAGACAUCAACGACAACCCCCCAGUUUUCAUGGAGAGCCACUACAUUAGUUCACUCCAGGAAAGCAGUCCCCCCGGUGAAGUGGUGGCUAUGCUCAACACCAGGGAUGAUGACAGCUCUGCUGUAAACCGGCAUGUCAGUUACCUCAUCACUGGCGGGAAUCAUCGUGGCGUGUUUGCGCUCGGUUUGGUUCAAGGAGAAUGGAAGAUGUACGUGAAGGGCCCAUUGGACCGGGAAGAGUGCAACCUCUACAUCAUCAACGUCACAGCGAGUGAUGGACUUUUUGUUUCCCAGACAACUGUGGAGGUUGCAGUGAUGGACAUCAACGACAACGACCCUGUCUGUGACCAGGCGGUCUACACUGCCAGCGUUCCAGAGAACCUACCGGUCAACAGUGUGCUGCUGAGAGUCGGAGCCACCGAUGCAGAUGUAGGGAACAGUGCUCGGAUCUACUACUCUCUACACGGUUCUGGAUCCCAGGACUUUAGCAUAGACCCAGACACUGGUGAGAUCAAGUCAUCAGUAACGCUGGACCAUGAGAUGACACCUAAUUAUAAGUUAAUAACUCAAGCAGCUGAUGGUGGAGGACGUUGGUGCAGUGCUGAGGUUCAUCUGACGGUGACUGAUGUGAAUGACAACCCCCCUAGCUUCACCAUGUCACAGUACACCACCAGUGUGUAUGAAGACACAUCCAUCAAGGCCCUACUCACUCGGAUACAGGCUAUAGAUCCAGAUGAAGCAGGUCCAGGUCGCACCGUCGUCUAUUCCCUGGCUGAUUCUGCAGGAGGGUUGUUCUCCAUCGAUGAGGUCUCAGGCAUCGUGGUCCUGGAACACACUCUUGAUCGUGAAGUCCAGCCAUCUCAUCAGAUCACAGUUUGUGCAUCUGAUCAGGGAACACCACGGCCUCUCUUCUCUCUAGUGAACGUCACCAUCACUGUGCUGGAUAUCAAUGACAACCCGCCCGUGUUUGAGCGCCGUGAUCAGAUGGCAACGGUGCCAGAGGAUGUGCGAGCGGGCACUGAGGUUCUGAGAGUUUAUGCUGCCAGCAAAGACAUCGGGACCAAUGCAGAGAUCACUUACAGCAUCCGAUCAGGCAACGAGCACAGAAAGUUCCACAUCCACCCUCUGACCGACCAGCAGGUCCAGUUGCUGCGUCCCACCAACGGGCUGAAGACUGAGCAGGCGCAGUGCGUCAUGUUGCUGGGACAUGGCCGCCUGCUGCAUCACCUUCAGGACACUCUUCAGGUACAAAGACACAAAAUCUUGUGGGGCUACGCUCUCAAAGCGCACCGUCACUGCAUCCCGAAGCAUUUCAAGCGUUGCUUGCUCCACACGCACGUGUACAGGCACAGGCACGACGAAGCGGCCAUCGCUAACACUGGCGUUGAGAAAGUAUUCCCCAGCAUCCAGCCCCCCAAGAGCAAUGAUCUUUCCAUCGUGGGGGCUGAUCUUAAACAGACUGCGAUGGGCCGGAGGGGCGUGUCCAAACGUCAGCGCAUCGUACGGGUCAGCAUCAGUGGCAUGCAGCUGACCAAUCACACCGCCAGGAAACUCGUCCUCCAUGGUGACGAUGUGAAUGUCCAGGGGCGAGGCCACGGGUCGGUGAAGGCUCUCCUCGAUCACUCGAACGCAGUGAGGUCGGAGGGGGAAAAGGUGGGGGCGUUGUCGUUGAUAUCAGAGAUUUCGAUGUUGACCAUGGUGGUGGAGGACAUUGGUGGACUUCCAGAAUCCAGCGCUCUGACAGUGCAGCCGCCGAACUCUCGCAGCCUGGUGGCCUCCCAGAAGGACCCGCGAGUCGGUGAGGGAUUCCAGGGCUGCCUGGACUCGGUCAUGCUGAACAACAGAGAGCUUCCUCUGCAGAACAAACGCUCGCAGUACGCAGAGGUGGUGGAACUGACAGAGCUCAAGCUCGGCUGCAUUCUCUACCCUGACCCAUGCCAGCAUCAACCGUGCCACAACGGGGCCACGUGCACCAGCCUGCCCUCUGGUGGGUUCAGAUGCAGCUGCAGUCCACAGUUCACUGGGGGCAGCUGUGACGUGGAGGUGACCGUGUGUGUUCCUAACCCCUGUCAGAACGGUGGAGUGUGUCGACCCGUUGGCAGCGCCUUCCUCUGCAGCUGCAGGAGAGGCUUCAAGGGUCUCAUUUGUGAAGAAGAUGUCAAUGAAUGUGACCGAAGCAACCCUGAGGGUCAGUGCGAGAACGGAGGAAGUUGUGUCAACACUCCUGGCUCUUUCUACUGUAACUGCACCCCAGGCUUUGUGGGCCAGCGCUGCAGCCUGCGGGCUGUUGUUGUUCCUGACAUGCAGGCUGGUCAUGCUGUGGUUGGAAAAGAGGAGCUGAUUGGCAUCACCGGGGUCUUUUUUGUCAUCAUCGUCUUGAUAAUCCUUUUCAUAGCACUCCGUAAGAAAGCUUUUCAGAAGAACUACUCACGGAGCAACCUGUCUCUGGUCCAGGACCCGGCCACUGCAGCUCUCCUCAACAAGGCUAGCUGUGUUCAGUUUAAGACUCUGCACUGUGCACCAGGAGACCCUCUCAGCUUGUACUCAGAGACGGGUUUAGACCCUACCAUGGUGGGAGGGGUUGGGGUGAUGGGACCUCCACAAGUUCCUGUGAGACCUAUGGCAUACACACCUUGUUUCCAAGCAGAACCACUGUCCAAACUAGAGAAGAUGUCAGAUGGUCAUGUAGAGCACACAGAAAUGAGCACUUUUCACCCUGAUUCACCAAGAAUCCUCUGUGGAUCCACGAGGAGAGGGGUGGUGGUGUGCAGCGUGGCCCCCAACCUACCGCCAGUGUCGCCUUGUCGCUCAGACUGUGACUCCAUUCACAAGAGUCCUUUAGCAGGGGAUGAAGCUAAAACGAUUGACAUGGCAGAAGAAGAAACGUGUUUCUCGGGCAGCAACAAAGGCUCAGAGGUCCAGUCACUGAGUUCCUUCCAGUCUGACUCCUGUGACGACAACGCCUCCAUUGUGACUGUCAUUCGACUGGUUAACGAUGCAGUCGACACAAUCGAGAGUGAAGUGUCGAUUAUGGACCGAGGUGAAACCUACAACAAAGCUUAUCACUGGGACACCUCCGACUGGAUGCCAAGCACAAGACUGUCCGACCCUGAAGAGGAGCCGAACUACGAGGCAGCUCCCGACGCUGACCAGGGCGGCUCGGCCCCUUGUCCUGGAGCAGCCUCCAAUGAACUAGAAUCAGACUACUACCUCGGAGGCUAUGAUGUGGACAGUGACUAUCCUCCUCCCCAUGAAGAAGAAUUUCCACCUCCCCUGCCCACGGGCGAAGACUAUCCUGAACCUUAUACGCCACUUCUCACCAGUCUGCCGGUGUCCAAGGAGACUGUUGUGAACUCCAGUAGCACAAGGCACCAGCACGCCCGGCCACACUUCCACCCCAGCCAGUACCUCCCCUCCCAUCAGAUACCCACUGGGGAGGUGCCCCAUGGGGACUUCAGCACCUCGGUGGGUCAGGUAGAACAUGGUGAUCUGACUCACUCUGUCUCACUAAAUAUGCACCUCAGAACGUCGUCUGCCUCGGACACGUCGGCCCCUUGUGGACUGGACUCUGAACACGGCAGCAGUUUGGAAAGUAUAAACGGUGUUCGUCGAGGCGUGACCAUCAUCACCGACUCACAGCAGCAAACUGAAGUCUGAAGUCUGUUCUAGGCCACGAGGAGCCUGUUGGUGCACCAGCCCUCCACCACACUCCAUUUUAAAACCACCAACAUAUAACACUGCACACAGAAUGUCCUCCCAUUUAUAGGUGGUCUAAAACUCCUUCACAGUUUUUCUGGAGAUGCUGAACGAUGGAUCCGAUCUCUUGGAGUGGGCUUCUGUGGAAAGUAGGGCUCUAACAAGAGCUUUGGUUCCAAAGCAUCACACGUUUUCUUGUCAGUUUGAAAGCUAGCCUCGCAGAGCUUCUUGCAGUCAGCAUGAUUCUGUCUGGUGAGAUCAGCAGUUCAAGUUUUCGUCCCUGUCGACUGAGUGGCAACAGUUCAAACAGAGUCAGGACCAGCACGUCAUGUCCCUUACUUUGUGUUGACAGCAGUCCCCCAUAGCAUCCAGUACACAGUCCCAGUGGCUGCAGGGGUUCAAACAGGACAGACCUGGUGCCACACGUUUGUUCUGACUGAUGAGAUGUUUUGAAAAAUAAUUCAACUGAUAUUUUUGUUUAAAUGAUCUGAUAUUGGAUUUGGAAAACCUGACAAACAUAUUCAUUCCUUAAAAAAAGACUGAGGUUGCAACAGGUUUUCAUUCCCCUGGGUUCAAAGGUCACAUUAACGAGAAGGAAGGGGGUCCGGUGCAGCUCAUGAAAACAGGACAGAAGCAGGAGCUUUGGUUUGUGGAAGAACUUCAAGGCGUGCUUAAGAAAAUGAAAUGUCAGUAACAGUUGAACAAUCUCACCCUGAAGAAAUAUAAAGUUUAAAUCUCUAACUCUGGCCAGACUGCUUGAUCUCACUCUGACUAGCCUUUAGCUCAUCAGUCCAGUCACAAUUCAACUUUAUUCCUCCAAACUGAAAUCAUUCAAGAGAUACUGUAUCUACAACAGGUAAGAUACUGAUUCAUAAACUUUCUACAGAACCCCACCUUAAAAGAUCUGAACUGUCACUUUACGAGUGUUGAAAGGUUGUUUCUGAACGUGACCGUGGUGGAGACUUGUAUGAAGAAAGAGAAGCUCAUCUGUUGCUGCUGUGCAGACCAGUCGAAAAUACUUGUCCUGUUCUAACCACAAACAGAACCAAAAAAAAAAAAAAGACUCAAAAAAAGAUUUUCUGUCUAGAAAUGUAAUAAAAAACUGGAAUGGGAAAAUGUUUUUCUUUUAGAAGCCCAGCUGAUUUUACAGCGAGGGUGAAUGUAGACAGUCA